AUUUCAUUGUAGAUUAGGUUCAAAUUAAACUAAACUCAUCUCUAAAUUGAAUGAGUUACCCUUAUAAGCUACGAGACCUUUUCUCGGUAAUAACACAAAAAAAGUUUAUGUUCUCAUCAUAUGUAUGAGAUGUCUAAUUAUCCCAUGUAUUAAGCGGGUCUCUCGUUAAGACUGCCUCAUCUUAAAAUUUAUAAAAUUUAUUUGGAUUAAAAUUAAGAUGAAACAAGUAAUCUCUAAAAUAAUCUGUAACUCAUGGGGAACGAUAUUUUCAAAAUACAUAGUAUGGUCCAUGGAUAUUAAUAUUUUCGUUAUUAUUGAUAUAAUAAUAUACUUCAUCCGUUCUGAAAUACUCACUAUUAUAUUAAGUUAUUGACUUUAUUCAUCCUUCACGUCUAUUUUAUAUAUUGCUGCUAAUGUGUAUAGUUCAAUGUAAAAUUAUCAAAAUAACACAUUAUAUUGUGUAAAAAAUCAAAUAUAACAAAUAUAGUAAAACAAAGGUAGUAUGAGCUAAUUAAAAGAUCAGAACAAAUGCACACCAUCAUCCUCGUUAUUAUUACUUGUAAUUCACGUUUCCUUGAAUCACCAUAAGCUUGUCACUUUCUUAUUUGAAUAGCAAAAGACAAAUUAUAAUUUAAACUGUCACGGUCUCACUUUAAAAUGUACUUUUUAUAUUGAUUCAACCAACACAAAUUAUUAGCCUAUUUAUAUCAAAAAACAUUCUUUCAAAAAACUAGCUCUUAUAAAUUUAUAAUUAACGUUGUCCCAAAUAUGCAAAUGAUGCCCUUUUAAUCACUAAACCCAAGAGGCCAAGACCCAAACUACAAAAUUUGCACCCUAAAUUCUCAACUACUUUUCCUAAAUAUAUAUCUCCCAACUUACCUCAUCCUAUAUAUCACUCUUCAUCACACAAUCCACUCAAUUCUUACCUUUUCUCCACCCGUAAUUAAACACAUUAAACCCAUCAAUAUUACUUAAUACCACAAAAGAUCAAAAUAAAAGAAAAAAUUUCCAUAUCAAAAUCAAAAUGGACACCAUACAAGUCUUCUUAGGCAUGGCGGCCAUGGUAUCGUCCUACAUGUUAUGGUUCUCACAUUUGUCUCGACGACUUAGUACAGGUCCGAACCUGUGGCCUCUAGUUGGAAGUCUUCCUUAUCUAUUUAAGAAUAGGCAUCGAAUCCAUGAUUGGAUUGCCGGGAACCUUCGAAAAACCGGUGGGACCUCCACGUACCAAACAUGCACCCUAGCGUUACCUUUCUUGGCGUACAAACAAGGGUUUUUUACGGUUACAUGCCACCCAAAAAAUAUAGAGCACAUUCUCCGAACCCGGUUCGAUAAUUAUCCUAAGGGCCCACAAUGGCAAGCUGCUUUUCAUGAUUUGUUAGGUCAAGGUAUUUUUAAUAGUGAUGGUGAGACUUGGCUUUUACAACGUAAAACCGCGGCACUUGAAUUUACUACAAGGACUCUACGUCAAGCCAUGAACCGGUGGGUGAACCGGACCAUUCGAACCCGACUUUGGAAGAUUUUGGAAACCGCUGGAGAAGAGAAAAAACCGGUUGAUUUACAAGACUUGCUUCUUAGGCUUACCUUUGAUAAUAUUUGUGGGUUGACUUUUGGAAAAGAUCCGAUGACUUUGGCACCGGGUCUUCCGGAUAACCCAUUUGCAUCCGCUUUUGACUCUGCCACCGAGUCAACCCUCCAAAGACUACUUUACCCGGAAUUUUUAUGGAGGGUAAAAAAGGUAUUUCAACUAGGAACCGAGGCGAAAUUACAAAAAAGCCUUGAAGUGGUAGAAAAUUACAUGUCGAGUGCCCUUGAUGCAAGAAAAGAAAACCCAUCUAAUGAUUUAUUAUCGAGGCUUAUGAACAAAAGAGAUCAAAACGGCAAUGCAUUUACCGAUGAUGUGCUUAAACGCAUCGGAUUAAACUUCGUACUUGCUGGACGUGACACGUCAUCAGUUGCGCUGAGUUGGUUUUUUUGGCUUGUCAUGAAUCACCCAGAGAUUGAAAACAAGAUAAUGGAUGAAGUAUUGACGGUCCUAAAACAAACACGUGGUGAUGAUCCGAUAACAUGGGUGCGGGACCCACUUGAGUUUGAUGAAGCUGAUAAACUUGUUUACCUCAAAGCAGCUUUAACUGAGACUUUACGAUUAUAUCCCUCAGUUCCAGAAGACUUUAAGUACGUAAUAAACGACGACGUAUUACCAGACGGCACUAUGGUGCCUGCGGGGUCCACGAUUACGAACUCAAUUUACUCUGCAGGAAGGAUGAAAACCAUUUGGGGGGAAGAUUGUUUAGAAUUUAGACCGGAAAGAUGGUUAAAUGAACCGGGUGCUCAUUCGGGUUCAAAAUACCGAUUUGAACAACCAAAAGACGGGUAUAAAUUUGUGGCGUUUAAUGCAGGGCCUAGGACAUGUUUAGGAAAAGAUUUGGCGUAUCUACAAAUGAAAGCUGUUGCUUCUGCGAUACUACUUUGUGAUCGGCUAAUGCUCGUCCCUGGUCAUCAGGUCGAGCAAAAAAUGUCAUUGACUUUGUUUAUGAAACAUGGACUCAAAGUUUAUGUGGAGCCUAGAGAGCUUAAGGGUGUUGCCGGUGGUGUUAUCACGAAUGCUUAGAAAAAAAAAGCAUUUUCAUCCUUUUUUAAUGUUCAAAGAUGUAAAAUUUGUUGAUCUCAUAAAACUAUAAUAUGCAUUUUGGUUUAGAUUUUCUUAUAUAGACGUAUAGCACUUUGUUUUAUUUUAUACUACAAUGCUUUGAAUUGUGAUUGUGUUCGAUGAUAAUUUCUUAUUAUGAUGUUGGUAAAAGGAGAUAAUUUGUAUUCACACUUUAUAAUCUCUUAGUGUUUUAAGGAUAAUAUUUUGUUGAUUCCUAACAUUUCAUCUGUUUUAUAUUACUUUCUACAUUUUUUAACUUUAGCAAUAUCAUAUUAUUUGCUAUAUUUUUAUUUUUAACAAUAAAACAACCAUAUAAAUGUCUACUUUACCCCUACUUUUAUCCUAUUCUAUACUUUAUCAACUUUUAUAUCUACAAUUAUUAAACAUUUAUCUAUUCCCAACUAAAAUUAAUAAUUUCCUCCAUAUUUAUUUACAAUCCCGAAUAAUGUUACUCUCCCAACCAACUAAAAUUAAUCUCCCCAUUUAUUUUCCCAACUGACUUCAAUUUCAACCCCCAUUUAUUCCUCUUACUGACUUCAAUUCCAACAAACUCUCUUAAUUCUGAGAGCAAUCUGCACUGUCAUUGUGUUUUAAUAUUUGAUUUGUUUUCAAACUUAUUUAUGAAUCAAACCAAUUCGAGAUUAGGGUUUUUUAUUUUCUUUGGUUUGUUAUCUGAUUUAAUAUGUGUUGGACAUUCUGAUAGGCUUGAGAUUAGAAAUUAGUCAUAACGGUUUCCGGUCUUGCUUGCUGAGUUCUCUUUUGUUUGAUUAAUAGGCUUGUAUUAAUUCCUUCUAUAUAUACAUGUAUAGCUCUGCGUUUUCUGAUGACGAAAUAAUAAGAGAAAUUCUUCUCUGUAUUUGGGUGGUUGAUGCUUUCUGUUUUCUCCGCAUUCGUUCUCUUCUGUUCAUCCAAAGAAUUCUAACAUGGUAUCAGACGCCAUUAAAGGUUUUUCAAUUCUGAUCUUUUUUUUUUUUUUUUUUUUUUUUUUUUUUUCUGAUUCUUCUGCCUCUUUGUUUCUUUUGCUUCUUGAUUGCCCUUCAUUGUUGAUAUCACAUUUGCAUGUGUUCUUUACUCUUUUCUGUUUCUUGCGUUUUGUUUCACUAAUUCAAUUAGUUUUUCUUCCGUUCUUCUUCUUCUUCUUUCUCUGUCGACCAAGUGUUUGUCAAAAUGUCUGAACCAACACAAAAUUCACCAAAUAACAACAAUAAUACUCAACACAAUCAAGAUCCUUGCACCAUUUAUGGAAGCCAUUUCUACAUUUAUCAUUCAGAUACUACUAUUAUCAAACUUGUUCCUGAGCCCUUCAAUGGCACAGGAUUCAUUGAUUGGAAAAGAUCUAUGCUUUCCUUAUCCCCUAAAAAUAAACUUUGUUUCAUUGAUGGCUCCCUUUCUGAACCUCCUUAUGCGAUCUAGGUUUUUGAUGGUCUUUAUGUAUCAUCUUCUAUAUUCUUCAUCCUCUUAAUCAUCUUUUAUGAUUUAUUUAUUUAUUCCUUGGUUUUAAUCUAUUUUAUUAAUGAUAUGGUAUGUAAAAUUUUAAUUAUUGUGCUUAUUUUGUUAUGAUCUUGGUUUGAUUUUUUUGAUCUAUUCUAAAGUUAAUUUUUGUUUUGACUUGGGUUGAUCUAUUUUGUUCUGAUUUAUUUUAUUUAGAUUAAAGUUAAUUUUUUUACGAUUUAGUCAUCACUUCCUCUGGUAUGUUAAUUUGUUUUGAUUUAUUGAUUGCAUGUUGUUCGAUUUAGUCAUCAACUGUUUUGUUUUUUUGUUUUUUCCAAUUUAUUGCUUUCAUGUUGUUCGAUUUAUUUUUUUAUUUUGUUCUGUUUUAAUCACUUGAUUUCGAUUUGGUUUUGAUCCUUUUUUUUUUCUAUACUAAUUUAUUUUUUGAUCUAGUUUGAAGCAUUUUUUUUUUUCCGAUUUAGUCAUUAUCAUCUAUUUUAUUAAUUUAGUCAAUUCUGUUUUGUUUUGUUCAUUUAAGUCAUCAUCAUCUACUUUGUUAUUUUAGUCAUAAUCUGUUUUCUUUUUUGUUCAUUUAGUCAUCAUCAUCAUCAUCUAUUAAGUCAUCAUCAUCUACAUUAUUAAUUUAGUCAUGAUCUGUUUUGUUUUGUUCAUUUAGUUGUCGUUAUCAUCAUCAACAUCAUUUAUUUUGUUAAUUUAGUCAUCAUCAAUUUUGAUCUAGUUUUGGUUUGAUUUAGAAUUUUUAGAGUUUAAUAUUACUGUUUUGUUCUAAAUUUGGUAUAAUGAAGUUAAUUUUUUGUCCACUUGGUUGAUAGUUGAUGGUUUUGACUUAAUCACUUGGUUCUGAUUUAUGGUUGAUGGUUGAAGUAUAUUUAGGGUUACUGUUUUAAUCACUUGGUUGAUGGUUCUGAUUUAAUCACUUGGUUCUAAUUUGGUAUAUUUAUGGUUUAUGGUUAAGGUUAAUGUUUUGUUGGUGUAAAUAUGUUGUAUAUUGGUUUUAAUUUUGGUUCUGAUUUGUAUACUACUUCCUCUAUUCUGUGUUAGUUGCUACUAAAGAAUAAAUUGCUUUGUUGCCUUUCGAGAUGGACACAAAGAAAAAUUUGCUCGGCUCGAUAAGUACUGUCCAAAAUAAAAAAUAUCAGAUAUGACAAUAUCUUUGGCAUGGUAUGACCACUAUUAUCUUAAUUGUGGGGAAUUCAUUGCUCUUGAUAAUCUCAAACAAGAAACCCCACCUAUAUAUUACAGUUUACUAGAUGAGGAGAAUUGGUUAUCAUUUACGAAGGUUGAAACCUAAACUAUAGAGCCCAAAUCAAAAACAAAGCAACCACACAAGAUAACAAUAAUUGUGCAUCAAACUAAACAUUGGUGGGUGUCUAUAGUAGGUUCUAUUAUUUGGGAUAAAAUAAAAUUAACCCUCCUUAGUUUGUGGUCAUGAGAAAGUUUUGAUUUAAUUGAAUUUGUAUGUGCUUUAAUAUUUUCAGAUUUCAUCAUUUUAUGACUUGUGAAUGUCCGGUACCCAGCACUAGCCAUUGCUCUAAUGGUGGCCCUUUUUCAAUAGUAACACCAUUAAAUAGAUUCAUCAUUCAUGUCAAACACUCUUGGUUUCCUACAAACUCUCUCCCUUUUUCUAUUAUUAACAUCAACAACAAUACCAUUUUACAUUGCUGUUUUGACUGAUUCCCAAUACCUUGUUAUUGUCCACCUAGAAGUAUUAUGUUGCAAUAAAAUUGUUUUGAUAGAACCCCUUGGUAAACGUCUAUCACGUUCUUUAGACAAACAAAUUAAUUGUUGUACAAUUAACUUUCUGGUUUGUGUUGGCAAUUCUCAUCUAUGACCAACGGCUAAAUCUUCAUGGUUUGAUUGUUGUGUUGGAGUUUGUUCCUGGUUUGGUUAUGUUACUUUUUCUUCAUGUAAGUCUAAUUGACUUUGGCUAGUAGAAUCAUCUAAAGGCAAACUAACAUUUAUAUUUCCAUAAUUUUCACAUGUGUACUCCUUAUAAAUAUCAAAUUCAAAUUCUAUGUUGAGAUUUUAAAAGUUAGAAAUACCUCAAUAUCAGGAUUGGUGAAUUCAUCUUAUUGGCCUUGAACUUCGUCUAUCUUUUCUUUUUUACUUUUGAACUUCACUUGUGUACUAUUUGGCUAGAAAGU
This is a messenger RNA of Amaranthus tricolor (Joseph's coat), 6246 nucleotides long. Its product is annotated as cytochrome P450 86A1-like. Gene Ontology annotation, molecular function: oxidoreductase activity, acting on paired donors, with incorporation or reduction of molecular oxygen; heme binding; iron ion binding. The record is from RefSeq and is a predicted model, not a curated record. The transcript has a single exon. Lineage: Eukaryota; Viridiplantae; Streptophyta; Magnoliopsida; Caryophyllales; Amaranthaceae. The coding region runs from base 1025 to 2611 and encodes 528 amino acids.